AGCCGCACGGCAGCGGCCACGCGGGUCGGCGCUGCCCCGGUGACAUCUGCGUCCCGCUGGCGGGCGGCAGCCGCGCCGCCGCUUUAUGUGCGGGUGUGUUCUAUGUGCUUCGUUCGUCAAAGUUGGUGUGCAUCAUCUGAAUGCUUUUAGAUUAAACCGGUUUCCUGGUGUCUCGGUCCAUGCUUGGUUUCUGGGCGCUGCUGUGAAGCGUUUUCGCCGUGUUAUUCAGCCCCUCUGCUCCUCCUAAUGAAGCUCUCUGGGUAUUUAGUAUCACUCUGGUUGUGCCUUUGCAAGGAAAAAAGGAGGAAUAACUGAAACGAACUCAACUGAUGUAAUAGGAAAAAGAGCUGUGAACUAUGGAGAAGCGGUUUUGGAAAGACUUUAUGCUUGUGGCACUUAAGUAGCUCAAAAUCAAAAUGAUUUGAAAUUAAAUGUGAGUGUACUGGCAAGCAGAGAAAAUGGGUUUUGGCAGAAUUGGUGUGAUUGUAAAAAAACCCAGGAAAAAUCUAUCUUUGUGCCUCUGUUUGGAUAGGAAGAAGUAAAGUGAGAAACCUAAUCUUUGGGUAGUGAAAUGAUAAUGAACACAGUGUAGAAGAGAAACAGUAUUUUCUAUUACAUACGUUGUUGCAUUUGGUAAUUAAGGAGGAUGAAAAGCAACAAUAGAGUUUCAAAGGGUCCUGUAAUUGCUUGGAUCCACCAAAUAUGCUAUGGAACAUUAGAUUACUUCUUCAUGCAGACUUGAAAGGCCUUGGGUUAUCUAGCAAUUCUGGAAACAAUUUUUAAGGAAAUGAUGUCCAGAUAUGUGUAAGUUUCCCUGCACAGUAGACGUUUAAGUUUGACAAAGUUGACACUACAGGAAAUAACACUGCUCUUCUGAUAACAGUUCUACUGGCAUAGUUUCUCUCUGCUGAGAAACUUGUCUCAUGUGCUUUGCUGGGUGCCCCCCAGAAACAGGCUAACAAUAAUGGCAGGUCAUGGGAUAGCUGCUUCCCUCCCAUCCCAGUUUAUUAAAUAAACAUUAUUAAAGAAACAUCCAUUUCUUUAGCCUUCUUAGUCCCCAUGCUUAAGGUAAGAAAACUAGAAUACACAAACCUAAAGAAAGGUACAUAGGUUUAAAAUAGAUCUGUAAGGCUUGUUAUUUUUAGAGGUGUUAAUUUUUCUGAAGCAUUCAUCAGCAUUGUAAUAAAUUUGAGGAAGACAAAUGUCUGUAUUCUUAGACAAAAAUAGUAAAAUUAUCCAGGAGUUGUUAAUCUGGUUACUAGAACUCUUGUUUGGUGAAAUAAUUGUCAGUUGUCAGUUGUCCACACAGUGGAUCUUAUGGAAAGGUAAAUGUGAUACGUAAUAAUUGGCACUUCAUGGCAAUGAAGAUCCUACACGUAAAGCUUAACAAAGCUGUACCUGAGAACUGGUUGGCAGCUUUUUUUUUUUUCUUUUUUUUGCCAUUUUUUCUCCCAGGGGUGGAAUGCCUUUACUAUUGAACAAUGGGAAAAAUACACAUAAAGAUAUCGGAAGUAUUUAAUUUCUGAUGGACAGAGUAGAAUAUUACCAGUCAAAAAUUUAAUGCAUAUUGUUUGGUUAGUGUGCUGUGGGAUACAUGAUGAUGGAGAGAGAGCAGAGAUCUUAGAUUUGGGCCAUCUACAGGCUGUUACUUGCAAAUACUGUGUUGUGUUAGACUUUCUUCCACUGGAACUGGCUGCAACUGGAAUUGCUCAGCUUCAUUUUAAAGUUUGGCUUUCAGGUAAACAUGGCACAACUGUCCUAAUGCUUUAGAAAAUUAUAAGCUUGAUAUUGCUGUUUUAUGGUAAGUGCUAGACUGUCUGUCUUAUUUGGGAAAGUCCAUUUGGAGACUUACCAUGAAAUUAUUAGUGUAGAAACACUCGGGUAAAAGUAAUUCUAAUUUACUGUAAGCUUUUGAAAUAUUGUGAAGGAAACUUGUUUCUUAUGGCAUGUAUGUGCUUUAGAAUCUCAGAGACCAAUGGACUUUGCCCUUUUGCACAGUAACUACGCAGUGUACAGGAAUACUUAGAGCUUCCCACAUGCUGCAUUCCAAAUAUGCUUCAGCUUCUGACUUGCAGAUGUCAUCAUAUAAGAGGAGCAGAAUUUUCAAGGGGCAAAAAUCUUGACUGAGUCUACAGAGACUACAAAACUGGAUGUCAGCUACAGCGGUCCUGCCCUCAUUUGGAUGCUUGCUUGGGGUCCAGACAUGCAUCAGUUAGUGGCUUUCAGUUUCUGAACUCUGGAACUCUGGGAUAUUUCCUCAGUGUCUCCCAAAGUUAAUGAAGAAAAACAGCCUGUUGCCAAUAAGCUCAAUUUCCAAUAUAUUAAGAGCCCAUGGAUUAAGAGAAGUUGAAAACUUCAAAAGUGGUACUGUUGUCUGGCGAAAAGCCCUUUCCACGUUUUAAAAACUUGAUUGUAGUUGAGGUUGUCAGGAAUGUGCCUGCCCGGCUUGAGUAUUUUGUAUAAAUGUAACAUAAUUUUGAUUUUGAGGAGAAAAAAGACAAAAUACUUUGCUAAUUAUUUUAGCUAUACUUGUGAACCAGAGAAGAUGGGUAAGUUUAAAAUUCCUUUUAAAAACCUCUCAGCAUCUCUGUUAGUCUUUGGGCAUUUUUAUUUAGCCACCAGUGACCUUCUUAAAAUUAACAAGCAAUGUUUGUUAAAUUCCAGGACUACAAUUCUGUAAAUCUUAUCCUUGGAUGAACGAGAAUUGGCUUAAUGGUCUGUUUGCUUCACCCUGUUCAGCUCUAAAAAUUAUAAUGAAGAAAUCUGUCUGAAGAGAGAUAAAUCUGGAAGUAUUUUAUAAGUACUCCUUGGAGUACAGAUUCAACUGAAAAGAAAGCCUUUUGCAAUUUGAUUCUGCUGCUGUUAAUGUGAAUGAAGGAGUCACCUCACUUCUUCUGAUGUAGACAGCACUGGCAAGAGAGAAAAGGGAACAAUAUGUGACUAAAAUUUCUGAAUACAAUUUGAGAUUCACUUAGUAACAGCAAUUGCAAAGAGGUAUCCUAAAGUUGAACCUUGUUUGAAUUAUCUCUUUAGUUUCUAGUUAGCUCUUUUCCCAUCUCUUAUCGCCUAGAAUUUAGGUUACUGGUGACCCAUUUUUUCAAUAGAGAGCCAUUACUUUUCUCUUCUGCUUGUUUUCUUUUUUUUUUUUUUUUUAAAUCAGGAUGUGGCAUUUGUAGGAGGGAAAAUUGCGCUGACUUAACAUAAUUAUGACUUUGUAUGUGUGAAAGCUUUCUGCAACCAGACUUGCACUGGGAUAGCUCCAGACUCUUGUUUUGUUGAUGAGGCACAGCUGAGUGAUCUCCAAAAUAAAACUGUGUUGUAAUUGGGUCAUGGGAUGAAUUCUGUUCUAAGUGGAUUUGCUGAUAUGCCUGGAGAUGUCGCCUUAGACUACUGCAAGAACAUUUACGCCAACUCUUAGUGCUCUUUAAAACACACUCUGUGGGAUGUUUGAACUCUUAACUGCCUGUGUUCUUGCUUUAGGAGCCUGGGUGCUUCUACAUUCCUUUCUGACUUUGCAUUCUUAUAUGAUAUCUGAGGCAAAAAGGGCAAGAACUAAAAUCUAGCAGUGAUAUCUUGCUAAGUCACCUAGUUUGAGAUCAAAAUGACAUUUUGCUCUUCCUGUCUCUUUAAUGGCUUUGCCUUUCAAUUUUUCUAAAGUUAAAAAAAUUCUGGACAGGGAAUAAAUGUCUACAAUCAGUUCUAAAGUGUCAGUUCAGAAAAUUUAAUGUACCUUUGCUUAUUUUUAGUUUGAAAUACUAUUACACAAGUACAAUUCAUCUUGUCAAGUGUGAUGCACUUAUUUUCAGGGAAUUUUGUUACCUGGUCUGGGUUAAGCACAGCACGUGCUAUUUAACUGCUGCCUUUAUUGCUAGGAGAUAGUAAUGGCUGCUCUACAUUUCACUGGCAUCCUGUUGUAAUGAGGUAAAACAUCGGCAGAAGUGACAGGCAAGGUUUAAUAAUUCACAAACAGAAGGUCACAGGAGACAGAAUUCCAACCCCCUGGGGAUCUUGCUUUCCGCUUUCCUUGGGCUGAGGUGUUUCUAUAAGUGAAAUGACCACGGGGAUUUGAAGCAUGUAGUUGAGAGGACAUUAAAUAGAAAGGUGAAAUUCUGCUUGUGGAAUAAAUUUCUCUUUCUUUUCCUUAGCAGAAACCUAAGUUUCAUUAGGUUCAACUGAAUAAACCUGAAGCAUAGUUCUCUGCAGUUGCAGUGGUGGUAAGGAGCUGAAAAGUCCUGAAUCAUGGAGUCCUGAGCUGUGAACUCUUGAAGGAAUGUGCCUAACAGGAGGUUCCUUGUCUCCCUUUUCUUGAAAGAAUUAUAAUAAAAACCCAGUUGAAACCCCCUGUUUGGCUACACACUUAAAAUAUAAGUUUAUGUGCAUAUUCAUAUGAUUGUGUUUUUUUGUGCCACCCUCUCAGCAUUAUUAUGGCUUUGGUUAAUGGCUUGUGUGGAUUUCUGGCUUUUCUUGGCCUUCCUUCCAGGAGAAGAUACUGGUUUUGCUUUAGGUUUGCAGAAAUGAAUUUAUUUGAGAAUUGUGGCUAAGGAAAACAAUCUCCUUUCUGUUCUCCCAACCUAGUAUAGCAGAGAAUGGCAGAGGCUUUUGUUUGCACUCUGCUUUAUAGUCCAAAUAGAAGUCAUACUAGCUUCUGUCCAGAGAGUGCUGAUUUGUUUUCCUUGCUCUGUUCCCUUGUUCCAAGUAAGAGGAGCUAAUCUUUGGUACUUGAUAAGGCACUUUUUGAAUGGUGUGUAAAACACUAAGCAAUACAGUAGCCAAAAUAGUUCUGAGCUCAGUAUGUAACCUUUUCAUCAUGCUUUUAUUCCUGUGGCAUUUUCUUGCAACAACCUAUAUUUUUUAUUGUCGUCUAGUUUGUGCUCUCACACUUGGGAUCUAUACUUGUUACCUGUAGAACCCAACCAGACAGAAUCACAGAGGCUGAAAGGGGCUUCUUGAGAUGAUCUGGAGCAACCCUGCUGCCUAACCCUGGCUGGAGCAUAUUGCACAGAAUGAUGUCCAGUUGGGUUUUGAAUAUCUCCAAAGACGGAGACUCUACAAUCUUCCUGAGCAACCUGUUCCAAUAUUUGACCGCUUUGUCUGGAAAAUUUUUUCUUGGUGUUGGGUAGAAUUUCAUGUGUUUUAGUUUGUGUAUAUUGCCUCUUGUACUGUCAGUAGGCACUGCUGGCUUUAUUUGCUUUACACCUUUCUAUCAGGUAUUUAUACACAUGGAUAAGUUACCUCCUGAGUCUUCACUUCUCCAGGCCCAGUUCUCUCAGCCUCGCCUCACGUAGAACAUACUCUGGUCCCUUGAGCACCUUUGUGGCCCUUUGCUGGUUUUGCUCCAGUAUGUCCAUCUCUUUCUUGCUCCCAGAGGCCCAGAAGUGGGUGCAGCACCCCGUGUGUGGCUUCACCAGCAGAGGGGUAGUGUCACUCCCUCAGCCUGCUGGCAGUGCUUUCCCUGAUGCAGCCCAGGAUGCUUUGCCUUGAGAGAGUGAAUUGCUGGCUCAUGAUAAACUUGUCCACCAAAACAAUAUUAAUCAAUUUCUGAAAAAAUUAAUCUCAACAAACGGCAUAUGCUUCAUUCUUUGUUUAACCAUAAUUCAACUUUUCUCCUAUGGACCUUUAAUUUCUCAAUAUUCUGUUACUUUACCUUAUUGGGGGUGUGUUUGUGUUGGUGUGUAAUAGUGCAGAGAAUAUCCCACUGAGAUUAUCAUUCUGAGAUGAUAAUUUUAUACUGGGAUUUUGUGCUUCCACAGAUGCCAUUUUGAAACUGAAGGCAGGUGUGAUCUUUGAGUGGUCAUUUUACUUUGCCUGCACAGUUUCAUUUUACCUUACAAAAUCUGGAACAAGUACUGUAAAGAAAAUAGAAGCUUGUGUCUCCUGUACUCAUAAAUCCUUUUUUUUCGAUUGUCUUGGCUGUGGUCAGUCAGUACUAAACUGCAUCAUUGUUUACCUAGUUACAUUUGGCAUGUGAACAGUCCCCCCAAAAUGGAUGCAAGUACGGAAAAUUUAGUGCUGCAAGGAUAGGCUUGCAUAAAAUUCACUCCUUCUGUGGGUUUAGCCAACAAAAAUAAUUAUUAACCUGUUAAUAUUUUAUAGCAAAUAAUAUUUGUAGCAUGUACUCCUCAGAUUAGUUUUGGCUUGAAUUCCCUUUUUCAGCACAGUAUUCCUGUUGCUAUGAGUUGUCGGGGCAGCUGUUUUGCCACAAUAGAGGUGAAACGUAUCCAUAUGCAUUUAGAUACAUGCAAAGAAUAUACAUAUAUUCUUCAGAGCACCAGCCUUUUCAGGUUUGGUUGUUUGGGGUUUUUUUCUUGGAAGAGGGUGGUUAGCAUAGAAGGGCAGAUGGUGGGUGUUUUGAUUUCGGUAUUUUUGACAUGCUUCUGAUCUGUGUGGCUUUAAAGAAAAACACCUGAUAAUUUCACAUUAAAAUUCCAUUUUUAAGCCUGCAGGUAGGUAGAAGCAGAAGUUUUAAAUUACUAGCUUGCUGUUUGGUUUCUGUAGGAUCUUCUUUGAGUUGUCAGUUGUUCAGAUAGUUGGUACAAGUUAUUGGCAGGAAUAUGUAGUGGUUUCAGGUAUAUUUUGACACUAAGUAGGACAUGCAGAUCUUAUGCUUGUCUCUAAUUGCUCCCUUAAUCCACACUGGUCUGGAGCUGAGUUUAUUGUUCUUAUUGGUCCAUUUUAUACUUACUUUCAAAUAUUCUGAGAUAAAUCUUACUCAAUCUGCAUUAUGUGGGGGCAUAGUUUCUAUACUAAAGCAAAUCCAACACAGUUGUUUAUUCAUUCAUUCAGAAUUGCUUCCAAAAUUAGGUGUUCAUUCUUUCCAUGCCAUUGUUCUCAUAAUAUAUUCUAGGUGAAAAACUUCUCAAACAAAUUUUGUGAACACUUUCUCUAAACAGUAUUCUAUUGGCAUUAGUGCUUUUGAGGUGCAGAGGGAUCAAAGCUCAAACUGAUUUUACUUAUUUCUGUAAAAAAGGCAGAUGCACUAAAACUUGCCUUUAUUGAAGUAUCACCUGCUUAAAAAUAAUUUAAUGAAAUGCUAAUGCAACUUCAGCAGUGUCACUUAGAAAUAGGUGUGGGAUUUUAUGGCUGACUUCCAGCAGAUCAGUUUACUUUGGAAGACUUACUGCUUAUUAAUUAUGAAGGAAAGAAUAUCCUGUGUUUGCCAUAAAAACCCACUUUUCUGCCUUGGGGAAGAAAAGUCACUCUUAUGGGUGGUAUGCUAUGCAUUUUCCUAAAAAUGUGCAAUUACAGCUGUGUCAGAACUCCACCCUUUUGUGGAUUGGAAGGUGCAUUACAGAUAAAUUUUGUUCCUCAACCAGUUUCCAGAGACAGUAUUGUGAUUUUUGUUUGGAAUCUAUCUUUUGGAAGAUAAGAAUCCUUCUUCAACUAAUGUUUUUUUCUGCAGCUUCUGUUUUAUUUCAUAGCUGUAGUUCAGAUGAGAAUAAUCCACAGAAAAGUUUAUUGGAGGGUUAAGAGUCAAAACACUUUCACACCAGCAGACUCAACAUUUCUUACUGAAGUUGCUUUUACUUGGAUUUCUACAGCUAAAAAUAAAAUCCAGUGGAUGAAGAUGUGGGCCACAAGCCAAAUUCUUCUCAUCCCCUGUUUUUUAAAUUCUGGGAGUAUUGCUCAGAGAUAUAACUGCAGCUACCACGUUAAUCAACUGUCCUGCAAAGGAAGAAGAAAUUACAUGAGCUUUGUAAGACUCUUGAUGGAAGCAGUCCUGUGUAGAGUGAGAAAUGGAGCACAAGAUAUUGGGAAAGUGGGAAGAUUUGUGGACCAAAAUGGUGUUAUUGUGCCUUGGAGCUCCUUUAAAAGGAGUAGAGCAAUGGAAACAACUGAAAAUUUAAGGAUCUUGAUUAUUAAUAUAUAGAUUCAUAUUCCUACUGGUAUCCAAAGAUUGUGUUUAUUGAAAGAAUUUCUGUGACAGACUGAUACAAAAAUAUCAAGCUUUUUUGUAACAAGGCACGGUAAACUCAAGAUCCAUUUUACUUUAAAAUUAUCUGGAAGUUUCUGCUGGACACUUUGCCUGAAUCUCUCUGCCAAACUAUGGACUAUCUGAAAUUUUAGUACCUUCCCUAGAGCUGUGCACAAAUAGGUAGUAAUUCCUCAGUUUCUCUCACCAAUAACUGAGUGCAUGUACACUGCUGAUACGUACUGUAAAGAUGCUUAGGACAGUUCAAAGCCAAACAAGCUGUCUUUCCUUCUCUUGGGUCAGAUUUUCAUUUAAGGUUUGAGUGGGGUUUGCUUCUGUCAGCUAGUUUGACCUUCCUCCUAAAAGAGGCAGCCACUUUUUCUUUACCAAACCUUUAACUACUUGAAUUGCAGGAUAGAUUUAGCUCACUGGGAAGACUUUAAACCUGCAAGUCUUUGCUGCUGUUUGUUUAGGAGGAGAAACUGAGUAUAGUAUUUCUUUAGUGGAAUAUAAGGAAUGUACAUUUUAUUGAAUGCAGGGAAAACUAUCAUGGUGUUUUCCUUUGUUUAACAUAUUUCAAAUCUGUCUUUCCAGUAAAUUCUCAGUCACGUGGAACAUUUUGUCUCUAUAGGGUGCUCUUUCGUGUUGCUUUUCUUACUUUCUCUGCUUAUUGCCUCUCAUUCACAGCGGCCAGUCAAUUCCUUUCAAAACUGGUUCAUGAUCCAUGAUAAAGACAAACUUUUUUUUUUCUUUUUGCCUCCUUUUAAUUUCAACAGUCAGUAUAUAAAGGGGAUUUAAUUGAAAUAACUUGAAAGAAGAAUGCUUAGCUCUCCCAACCGGGAUAACCACACCUGAAAUAAGAGGUAAACCACAGCCUUAGUCUACAACAGCAACUUCUAACAUAAAAAUAUUGAAGCUUGAUUAAAAUCUGUUGUUUUCUGUUGAAAAUCCUUAGCUCCAUGAGUUAUCUGAUGGUUAAUUAGUCACAAUGUUAAAUAAAAAAAUAUUUGCAAUCUGAAUUUGUUUAGCUUCAGUUAUUUAUGUCUGGAUUUUGUCUUGUGUACCCUCAAAUCCAUGGAAUCCAAUGGAGUGUACUGAGUUUCUCUUGAAUGAACUGUAGGAUGCAUUGAAAUCUUGCUAAGAGGUGCACUUUCCAAUCCUUGGUCAAUUUGUUCAGGUUUCUGCUGAACACUCUUCAAUUCUUCAGUCCUUUCUCUUGUGUGGACCUUGGACAGAAUGGAAGAACAUUUUUGGGCUGGUGGAUUGCUUUUAUUUUCUACAUUCUGCUUUAAUAUCAGGGUUUUUCCAUUGUUCUCAGAGUUGGAUUAUACUGUGAAUUUGUUUGGCUGAUUCAGUGGUAGUUAUUGGCAAGUGCUUACAACAUAAGUAUUUUAGUUGUGUGUGUCUUUGUUUUUUUCCCAAGUACAGCAUACUCAGAAACAAAGACAAGCUGCAAUGAAAAUAAGAGUGUUACCUCUGCUUAUCCACAGUUUGUAAUGCCAGCAUUUAAUUGAUAUUGAAAAAUAUGUCCAUUCUGAAAGAGCUGCCAAUAGAUGUAGUGUGCCUUUUUUUACAGAAAGGAAAAUAAACCACACAAAAAGGAAGCUUCUGUUACAUAUAUAAAUAUCUGUUAAAUAAUUUGUGGGUUACAUCUUUAUUGUGGUUGUUUGCUAUUCUGAAAAUGGUUAGGAAAGACCAAAUAUAUUUAUAAUAAAUUUGUUGCAUGUUCCUAUUGCAACACUUUAAUUUCUGAUUAUGAAAUGAAAACCAGGCUGAUUCUGAUUUCAGUUGGAAUUUGAGAUGCUACCAGUUAAAAAUAAAACUUUUUGUUCCAUGUAAAUUUGUGCCAGAUCUGUGAACCCCUUUUCAUCUUGCUAUCUUCUUCCAUGCUUUAUUAAAUAUUAUUUAAGGUGCUUCCUCACUCUCAUUUUUAUUCUGUAUCCAGCACUAUCAUUAGUCUUUCCUUGUAUGUUCUGUUCUGGGUAAUCUCUCCUUUCUCUGUGGCACAUGUCUGUUACCUGUCAUGCAGCUUCAGUAGGAUUGCAGGUGGAUUCUGGUAAAUGUUGCAGUUGUGUCUGUGGGCAGGAUCGCAUGUAGGCUGCUGUGCUGCAGUGGUUGGGAGGAGGACAUUGAUACAGACUGCUUGAAAAUUUUCAUUUCUUAUUUAUCAAGCGUAAAUGGGCAACUGGUUUGGUGGUCGUGAUUUUUUCCCCCUGUUUUUAACUGUGAUGUUGUAGCUAUGGAAAUUCUGCUUAUUUUUCCUGUUCCUGAUGGAUAUUUACUUUUUCUUAUUGCACAUAGACCCUUCAAGCAGCAAAGCAAAGGGCACAGUUGUUUGGUGUGGGCAUGUCUGAUGAGCACUGAUGUGUGUUGUCAGUCCAGCUGAAGGAGGAUUCCUGUUUGGAGCCUGCAGCUGGAUUAGCACACCACUUACAUUCCUUAGUGGUGAGCUGUGGGAAUGACUCUGGCACAGCGUUUUCCUGAAGAGACUCAAGUUGCUUGGGGAUACAUUUUCUGCUAGGAAAAGCAACAAAACCGCAGAUAGCAGCUUAUAUCUACACAGGACACCUUUGUGUCCAUCAGAACAUGUCUGUAAGUCUGCUGUUGAUCUCAGCAUCUUUGAGGAUGAAAGCAUGAAACUACGACAGCUGAAACUGCAGAAUCAGAGAGCCCUUCUAGAGAAGAAGCAGAGGAAGAAACGUCUCGAUCCAUUGAUGGUGCAGCCAAAUCCUGAGGCCAAGCCACGCAGGUCAAAGCCCAAAGGGUGCGAGGAGCAGACUCCUUUAGUAGAAACUCCUACCCCUGUCUACAGUGAUGUUGUUUUACAUGGCAUUGAUGGACCAGCUGCUUUCCUGAAAUCAGAAGUACAGGAUUUGGGGACCAAGCUCCAAACUCUCUCUGUUGGAUCUACCAAACCAGAAGACAGUGCAGAUAAGGAAAAUGAUGGAGCGGCUGUAACAGACACAGCAAGCAAGCCAGAUCUGCAAGAAAUAUUACAGAAACGAGGAAUUUCAGGCAGUUUGAAUUUUGAUGAGGAGGACACAGAAGAGGAAGAAGCUAGUAAAAGACCAGUAUCUCAUUCACCAUACCCUGAAUCUGAGAGGCCUAGUUCUGCAUCCAGCGAGAAGUCUUUUGCAGAAACAGGUGCUUCCUGUAGUCCAUCCCCUCAGGCAGAUGCACAGCUGGGAGUAGAGAACUUGGAGGAUUUUGCAUUGCGCCCUGCACCCCGUGGAAUUAGUGUCAAAUGUCGAAUCACUAGAGAUAAAAAGGGAAUGGACCGAGGGCUCUUCCCUACUUACUACAUGCAUCUGGAAAGAGAUGACAACAAAAAGACAUUCCUUCUUGCAGGAAGAAAAAGAAAGAAGAGCAAAACAUCCAAUUACCUCAUAUCAGUUGAUCCAACUGAUUUAUCUCGGAAAGGGGAAAGUUUCAUUGGAAAACUCAGGUCAAACCUCAUGGGAACCAAAUUUACAGUCUAUGACCAUGGUGUUAACCCAGUCAAGGCACAAAGUCUAGUGGAAAAGGCUCAUACAAGACAGGAGCUUGCAGCUAUUUGUUAUGAAACUAAUAUCUUAGGAUUUAAGGGUCCCAGAAAAAUGUCUGUGAUCAUUCCAGGAAUGAACAUGAAUCAUAAGCGAAUUCCAAUCCGUCCACGAAAUGAGCAUGAGGGUCUGCUGUCAAAAUGGCAAAACAAAAAUUUAGAGAACCUCAUUGAAUUGCACAACAAGGCUCCAGUCUGGAAUGAUGAUACUCAAUCCUAUGUUUUGAACUUCCAUGGGAGGGUCACUCAGGCCUCAGUGAAGAACUUCCAGAUUGUCCAUGACAAUGACCCUGACUACAUCGUGAUGCAGUUUGGUCGUGUAGCAGAAGAUGUGUUCACUCUGGACUAUAAUUACCCUCUUUGUGCUCUUCAGGCCUUUGCUAUUGGACUCUCCAGCUUUGACAGUAAAUUAGUCUGUGAGUGAGAGCAACAGACAUGAAACAUGGAACUCAAUCCCACCCCUACAUCUUGUAAGAGUUGCAGGUGUAGCAAUGAAGAGCAUAUUGGAAGGGAAAUGGAGGACAGACUUCUGCAGGCUAUUAGAAAACCAAUUCCAGCCUUCAGAGCAUUGUGGGAGUUGACAGCAGACUACCUUGGGAGCAGCCUCUGCAUGAACUGUGGGAGACCAAGAAAUCUAGGUGAUGUUUCUGUCAGUGGUGUUGAUUCUGCUCUUAGAAUUCUUGUUUACAGAUGCUGCAUGGGAGUGGGCCAAGCCCACUUAUUGGAACUCCUUGCAACUAGGAUUAGAAAAAUAAUGGCUAACUGUUCAUUUACCUUGAAGCUUCUAGAAAGCCUGGGAGAUGAUACUAAUCAAGAGUUCCUAAUCAGAUGAACUCAGAAAAAAAAGAGAACAGCUGGAAUUGGCUGUAAUACAACACUUUUACUCCGUGGAAUGAUUGUCUGCUAAGACUGAUACUCCAUUUCCCUUUCAGUAUUCUAAUUUCUCUCUAUCCCUUGACAGUCUUUUUUACCAAAUGAAGAACAAUCAAAUCUCAAACACUCGCUUUUCAGUGGCUGACAUUAUAUUCAUUGCUACUCUGUUACUUCUAACCAUGUGAAAAAUGAGACUGAAUAGAUGACAGAAUCUGGCUGAAUUUGGCAGAAGAUGGUAUUGUAACAACAUACACUACCACUUCUGAAAAGCAGUGUUCUGAUUGGUAGAAUCUAGACUGUAAACUGCUGAGAAUUUUUUUAAAUUAUGCCAUUGUUCAUGAAAUUUGUUACAUUUUAGGUAUAAGUUUGUGACCAAUUUCAUUUUUUUAGUGUGAGAUUAUCUCAAGGCAUGACAUAGUAAAGUAGAUUUUGUAUAAACAAUUUUAACCUGCCUAUAAGAAGGAGUUACCUCAAAAAGAGAUUACAGGUAUUUUCAAAGGCAUCAGUAAGUUUAAUGUAAUUGUACCACAAGGCUUUGCAAUGUGUCCUUCCAAUGUUCCUUUUUUAAUACUGGAUGUACAGUAUGGAGACUGUGUCACAGCAUGGAACACUUGAUUCAUGUGGCCUUAACUCACCAGAGUGGAUUGCAGCACGGUGUGGCCUGGAGGCCUCAGUGCACACAUCUUCUGUGAACUGAAGCACAGAACAAUUACUGUUUUGCCUGCUUCUUGCCUAUUACCUAUAUUCACAAUGGUUUGGAGAAGUCUGUCCGUCUACUGAGACAAGAAUUAGGUGUUCUCCAGCUUUGGAUAUUGUCCUUGUCAGCAGACUUAACUCUGUUUCAACCUGCAAAGAGCAGAUAUAUUGCUUUUGGUCUCUGGAGUCUUUGCAGCAGUAAAUAUCAAUUGUGCUUUCAAAUUAACAAAACUUUGUGAAGACGUUUUCUGAUAUUGCCAGAAAGAAUAAUGAUUGUAAUCACAAAGUAAAUGCUGUAUGUAACUGUCAAAUAAUGAACUGAGGCUGAGAAGUCCAGCUCUUGUAUCUUUCAGAUGAGCAUUUUUCAGUAGCUGCUGAGAUGUUUCCUUGAGAUGAUCUUAUCAGAAAAGCAGUCUGUGAAGAGAACUUGAAUACUGAUGGGUCUGUUUUGUGCCUUCCUGAUCAUCAGGCUGAGGAUGACACCUGGCAGUGCUUUCCAACUGUGCUCUUCUAAAGUCUUGGCUGAUGGUUCUGCAUUCCCUCUGCCCUUCCAGGAAAGGAAGUCGGUUUGUGUACCUGUCUGAUUAUUCUUUUGACUAGGAAUGUGUGAAAGAAACUGCCUUAUGUUAUUUUGGGGUGACCUGAAGUUAGGAUGCUAAUUUCUGAUUCAAGAUGAUUUUCUGUGUGCCCAGAAAGCAUCCUUUUACUUAAUUAGCCUUGUCAGCAGUGACUCUUCAAGCUAUUUCUCAACAUCAAAUGAUCAUGUCACAGCCCCUCAGUCAAAUUAUGGAGACAGAUGAACUGAUUCAGUCAUCUUUAUCAGAUACUGUUUUACAUUAAUUGUAUUUAUAACUUUUAUAUCUAAAUGAAAAUAAACUAAUUUAUAUAUUGAAAAGCC
Messenger RNA from Passer domesticus (house sparrow), 13917 nucleotides. It is a transcript of the gene TULP3, whose product is annotated as TUB like protein 3. The transcript is spliced from 12 exons. Gene Ontology annotation, cellular component: cilium. Bases 10543 to 11874 code for a protein of 443 amino acids. Gene Ontology annotation, biological process: protein localization to cilium. Lineage: Eukaryota; Metazoa; Chordata; Aves; Passeriformes; Passeridae. The record is from RefSeq and is a predicted model, not a curated record.